UGACUGGAGUGUUGUUUCAUAACUGUGACAACUAAAUAAGUACAAAUAUCUGCACGGCUUCACACACAAACCAAAAAGGAAAAAAUGGCUGCUGCUUCUUCUUCUUCUACUCCUUUCUUCAAUUCCUUGACUUCUCUUUGCAACUCCAAGAAGAAGCCAUCCUUUGACCUUUCUCUCCACACUCUCAAAUUGGGUUUUUUUGGACCCACCCCCAACUCUGCCAUUGCUUCUCUGAGAUUGAAGAAGCUGAAUUAUGGUAAAGGAUCGAGUUCUGGUUUCUCUAUUGUAUGUAAAGCUGUGUCGGUUAAGCCUGACACUAAGGUCGAAGGACUUAACAUUGCUGAUGAUGUUACUCAGCUUAUUGGGAAAACACCAAUGGUGUACUUGAACAAUAUUGUGAAGGGCUCUGUUGCAAAUGUUGCUGCCAAGCUUGAGAUCAUGGAACCAUGUUGCAGUGUGAAGGACAGGAUAGGGUACAGUAUGAUUGCUGAUGCUGAGCAAAGAGGAGUUAUAACACCUGGAAAGAGUAUUCUUGUGGAACCUACAAGUGGAAACACAGGCAUUGGCCUUGCAUUCAUAGCUGCCUCAAAAGGAUAUCGACUCAUCUUGACAAUGCCAGCAUCAAUGAGUUUGGAAAGAAGAGUUCUUUUUAAAGCAUUUGGAGCUGAGCUUGUUUUAACUGAUUCAGCAAAAGGCAUGAAGGGGGCAGUUCAGAAAGCUGAAGAGAUUUUGAAAAGCACACCCAAUGCCUACAUGCUUCAGCAAUUUGAUAAUCCAGCAAAUCCUAAAAUACACUAUGAGACAACUGGUCCAGAGAUCUGGGAAGACACCAGAGGCAAAGUGGACAUUUUUGUUGGAGGGAUUGGAACCGGUGGAACCAUAUCUGGAGUUGGUCGGUUCCUUAAAGAACAAAAUCCUAUAAUCAAGGUUAUUGGUGUGGAACCUGCAGAAAGCAACAUACUUUCUGGUGGAAAGCCUGGUCCUCACAAGAUUCAAGGGAUUGGAGCGGGUUUUGUACCUAGGAAUUUGGACCAAGAUGUGGUUGAUGAAGUCAUAGAGAUAUCCAGUGAUGAAGCUGUUGAAACAGCAAAACAAUUAGCCCUUCAGGAAGGCUUGUUGACUUUUACUUUUAAUCAUCCCAUUGUGAAUGCAAGCAAUAGGAAGUCAAUGCAAAUGGAAAGAAGCCUCUUUUUUUGGUACAUAUGAGGUCCAAGGCGGUGGGAGGUUUUCGAACCUGGGACCUUAACCCUCCUAAAGAGUGGCAACAUCCAUUAGGCCAACUCUAGGCUGUUGGAGAGAAGUCAAGUUAAAACUACAGGAGAGCUAGAGGGAAAAAUAAAUAUUACUAAUUUAGUAAGACUAUUUUUUCUCCUUAAGCUUGUUGGUUUGAUGGAUAUUGGUCAUGCAUUUACAGACUGGUCUGCUUAGUGAGCUUGUUUUACUCAUUGAAAUUACAAAAUCUUUUAUUCUGACAAGAAUGAGGGAACUGUGUCCUGUGGGUUAAGUUUAUUAUCUUCGCAUCUGGUUUUUGUCCAACUUAAGAUUAGUGAUAGCUGGAUGUAGAGAGCCGUAAUGGAGUUGGGUCUAGCUGUGUAUUUACUUGCUCUUGCUGAGCUUGAUCUCAAAAGGGCAAUUUCUGGCUCUGCUUGACUUUGAACUGAGGUUUAGCUAUGCCUGUACAACCUGGUCUGUAACACUUCAGCCAAGCUCAAGCCCAGCUUGGUUGGCUUGCCAUUCUAGUAAAUUCUUCUGUUUUGGCUCAAGCAGGACAACUUGGCGUUAGAAAUCUUCACCAUAAAAUCAAACGAAUUACAUACAAACAUAGUAUGAAUAAGAAAAUCAAGCAAAAAAAAAAAAGCACCCUAAAUCAAGGGAACAACCUGAAAACCAAUCAAGUAUAAUUGAUGAGGAGAAUGAUGGUUCAAUUGGUUCUUGAAAGGAACCCAAUUGCUUCCUGCAUUACCCUUUUAUUUUUUUCAAUCUCUCUCCCAUCUUCCUGUGUCUAUGUUGAAUCUCCAUCUCUCUUGUUUCUCUGUUAAACUGGAAGAUGACAUUUACUGGCUUUGGUAUGUAAAGUGACAGCUUGGAGUAGGUCCUGGAAUUCUUAAUAAAUUCAAUGUCUAAUAGAUGUGGUAUACUAUUCCUCCAUUGCUAAUUUAAUUCAUUUUUAGCCAAUUAAUUUUAUUC
This is a messenger RNA of Durio zibethinus, 2187 nucleotides long. Lineage: Eukaryota; Viridiplantae; Streptophyta; Magnoliopsida; Malvales; Malvaceae. The record is from RefSeq and is a predicted model, not a curated record.